GAUUGUGCGGUCUGCUCUUUCGGCUUAAAUCGCAAGAUGGGCAGAAUAUGUUUUCGGGAUUCGUUUUAUUAUCAGGAUUAAUUUGCAAAAUAUUGUGGAAUAUUCCUAAUGUUUUAUUUGUAUACAGAGUAAAUCUAUGAAAUCAGUUUGGCUUUGUCUGCGAGAAAUGCUGUUUAAUUUGGACGAUUAGGAAGCGAUUCCAUGCGGCAUGGCGAUAAUCAAGCCGGCUCGGAUGCGCGACCGGCGCGAAUGGUCGGAUAUCUCUUUAUUACUCUUCUUAUUGACAUUGGCCUGGCGGUCGGCGUUAGCCGCAGCCACGGUCGGCUACCGGCUGAACGGCAUGGAGUCGUCCUUUCUGCACAUGACGGAAUGGACGCCGUCGCCGGGUAGCUGGAAUUUUUCCUUUGAAUUCCGGACGAAUCAUUCGACCGGGCUGCUGCUGUACGCCGAUGAUGUGCGCAGUCGGGCGUUCGUCCUGCUUCGAUUAACCGAGUCGGAAACCACACAGGAACAUCUGUUGGAGUGCCGGCUACAAAUUCCCACAUCUCCCACGUUACCGGUCAGCCGGCAUCAUGAGCACCAUUUGACAUUGACGCUACGCCGACCGCCCCACGACCAUCAGUGGUCGAUUGUCCAGCUAUCCAAAACAUCCAAUGUUUUCUCGGUUACUUUAUUCAGCAGCCACGGUCAGCACGUGGAGAAGCGCACGCUGCCCAGCGGCAGUGUGUUCACCCAGCCGCCGGUGGCGGUGUGCAUGGGCGGGAUGCCGGGCAAUCUGUCGCGCCCCCUCACCCAUCCGUCGGUUCUCUUCGAGCCGCGCUUCCGGGGAUUGCUGCGGCACAUCAUGUACGAGACAGCCGCGGGCAAAGACCCGCAGGUGGUCAGUCACGGCGGCAUGGAGGUCAUCCACGAGACCGGUCUCUGCGAGAAAGAAAAUCUGGCCGGUGAAAACGACUUUUCGGGGAAGGAUUUCCUGUCGUUUUAUCUUCAACCUCCAUCAACAAUAUUUAUGGACGGUGUAUCGGAAUUUCUGCAUCUUAGUUGUCGCAGCCGGCAAGCGAAUGGCGUGAUUAUCUGCGCCAAAACAUCGUCUAACGGAUUUUUAGCGUUUUAUUUGCAAAAUGGCCGACUGAUCUUUGCCGGUAGAUUUGCCGCGUAUACGGUGCGGGAGGAGUUUGAACCGGACAUUAAGCGGGAUUUCCGGGAUUAUGCGCAGUAUAACAUCAGUGUGCAUCUGCAAAGUGAUCCCCCCGAGAUAACCGUCUCCAUUAAUGGAAAAAGUCGUGCUAAACGUUUAAUAGCCAGUGGAGAAAAAUAUGAAGAAAUCGGGCAGAUUCAAACACUGUUGCUCGGCGGGAUUUCCGAUGCGGAAGUCGAAGAAGCCAAAGUGGAAAAUCUUUUUGACAAUACGGAUAAUUUCCACGGAACGGUGCUGGAUCUGUUUUUGCAACACGGGAACAUCCGGCAUGACCUUUUCACCCGCUCCAUCAAACGCUACCCGCACACCAACCAGUCCGCGGCGCCGGUGACCUUUACCUGCCAGCGCAACAGUAAGCGUUUCUUGGGACCGGUGAAUUUCUGCGGUGCGGAGCAGUAUCUACUAAUCGGCACCGGAAAUAAGCCGUUCAAAUCAUUGUCGGUGAAGUUCAAGACGACGGAAGCCAGCGGCUUGCUGCUGUUGCACCGCGAGAACAACGCCUCCCUAACGGCGGUGGACAUGUACGACGGGCAGCUGGGUCUGCUCAUCCAGCGGGCGGCGGCCGGUGGGCAGCUGGAGGAGGCCAGCCGCAUCCCGGUUUCCACACUCAAAGCCAACGAUGGUGCCUGGCAUGAGCUGAAUCUGACACUGGACGAGCGCAGCGGGAUCGGGCAAAUCCAGCUGGAUGAUGCCGCCACGGAGUUCAUCAUUGGCGGGAGUAAUGAGCCCGGGGUGAAUUUAUACAGCAAACUGACCACGACCCCCAAAAGCAUAAUGUCGCAUAAUUUAUACAUCGGUGGAGCGCCGCCGCGCCGUGAGAACUUGGCUGACCUUUGGUCGGUGCAGUCCGGUGCGACAUUCCGGGGAUUAAUUAAAAAAAUAUCCCUGAACAAGAAGCCGGUGGAUAUCGGCGAACAACUGGACAAAUGGUCCUGCCCGCAUCGUCCCUUCGCCGCCGCUCACUGCCCGUCCAACCCGUGUGCCAACGGCGGAAAAUGCCGGGAGGGAUGGCAGCGGUACACGUGUGAUUGCCAGCAUACCGCUUUUACCGGCCCCAAUUGCCAACAAGCUGCAUCGGAAAUGCGCUUUGACGACAGCAACCCGUACGUAAAAUACGAAAUGCCAGCUGAAGAGGCGAAACCCCGCCAAGUGACCAGCCUGUCCUUUCGCUUCCGGUCGCUGUCUAUCAGUGCUUUUAUCCUGAAACUGUGGUGUCUGAAUAAAGCUGCCGGCGACGUAACGGAUGAUGCCUUAGUCGUUGCGCUGGUCAGCGGCAAGAUAAAGGUCACACUCAGCGCGGAAGCGAUAAUUAACGACAAGUUGGAAUGGACAGUCGGUGAAACGCUCAACGAUGACAAAUGGCAUUUCGUCAAAUUUCACCGCCACGGAAAAUAUGUGAAAAUCGUUUUGGAUAAUUACGAACUCGCCGAAACAUCAGCCACCCUGGACGGCAUCUCCCUGCGUUACUGCCGGCUGGACCUAGGCAAGCAGCCUGGCACCCGCUCCAAGAAGUUCAUCCGCGCCUCCCGACUGCCGCUCACCUCCUCCCACCGCCCUGCACCUCCGACCUCCACUCGUCCCCUCCCGCCCUUCCGGGGCCAGCUCCAGAACCUCCACCUGGACACCACCGACGUCCUUACCCGCCUGCAGACCAAGCCCUCGGACCCCGGACCCUCCAGCUUCUCCUUCCAGAGCCCCGAGGCCUUCGUGACCCUCGAGCCCCUCCAGGCCGACCCCCAGCUGUCCCUCCGCUUCGCCUUCCGCACCGUCCAGACCACCGGGCUCAUCCUCUUCAACGGGAAGUACGCCCAGGACUUCAUCGCCGUCGAGCUGGUCCACGCGACGCUCCACCUGGUCUUCGACAUGGGCAACGGCGCCCAGAGCCUGUCGUCCAGCAGCCGGCGGCCGUUAAAUGACAACCAAUGGCACAGUGUGGAGAUCGGACGUCCUGAGCGGACGGACCAUGUCCUGGUGGUGGACGGGGAGAAGUGGGUGUUGGUCGACGUCAAGGAGAAGUCCCGGCUGAACCUCCAGGGGAGUCUGUACGUCGGCGGACUUCCCGGACGGAUGUUCGCCAGUCUCCCGCGGUCGGUUCGGGCGCAGACCGGGUUCUCGGGGUGUCUGGCGGGGUUGACGAUCAACGGGGUGGUGGUGGAUUUGGUAGGCGGGGUCAAGGUAAAGAGCGAUAUGGUCGUGGCGGGUUGUCAGGGGCCCCGCGGGGAGUGCGGGAAGGGCGCGGUGUGCCAGCACGGCGGACGGUGUGUGCAGCAGUGGAUGGGGUUCGGGUGUGACUGUGAUAUGACGUCUUUCACCGGGAAUACUUGCUCAAACUUUAGCACUGCCUAUCGGUUCGGCCCGCUGCCGGGUUUGGUGAUUUAUCAUUUCGAUGCGGCACAACGUCCGGAUUCGCGAUCCGAUCGCAUUGCGUUCGGGUUGGUGACUUCGGAAGACGAAGCGCUCAUCUGCCGCAUCGGCAGCUUCACAUCCGAAGAUGUGAUUGAGUUCCAAAUUGUUGCCGGUCACCUGUUUGUGGUUUACAAUAUGGGCAAUUAUGCGCAUUUAAUCAGCGAUUUUCAACACCGGCUGAACGACGGUCGGUAUCACAUCGUGCGCUUCGAACGGGAUGGCGCCAAUGCCACGCUGCAGAUUGACGGGCACGAACCGGUUACAAAAGUACCAUCAGGCAAACAACACGACAUCUUCAACGGCAUCUCCACGGUGGAAAUUGGAGGCAAACUCAACGCACGUCACGACGACAUCGAGCGGGCAUUCCAGGGCGUCAUUGCCGGUCUGGUCAUCAACGGCAUUCGCAUCCUGGAUCUGGCGGCGGAUACCGACGGGAACGUGCUGCUGGAAGGUCAUCCCGAGCUAGUCAGCGACAUGGAGAAGGAACUGCAGGCGACGAAUACCUCUUUUCCCGAGAAAGAGCAGCCAGCGGAAUGGAUGGACCAGAUGCAGCACACCGAUGUCACCCACCACGGACCGGACACCAAAGCGUCCGAUGAUCUGUUUGUCGCCACGCCGGUGCCGUGUAAAGUGGAGGAUACAGGGUGUGCACUGACAAACAGUCAGAAAAAUGACGAUCUGAUUUUUGCUUCCUUCACGAUUGUGAAGACGACGACAGUAUUCCCGAAAACGACGACAACGGCGUCGACGUUGUCGACCAUGUCGACCACUGCCAAACGGGUGAUCUCCUCACCGCGCUCAGUAAUCUGUGAUGACGAAGAAGACUGUGAUACAGAGGCGUCCGGCGACGCCAGCCCCCUGGCGGCACGCUCCGCUCUCUCCCGCUCCACCCGCCCGCCGAUCAUCAUCAACGUGACCUUUACCACCCCGCCGCCCUUCACCACCCCCGCCUCCCUUUUCCGCACCGCCGAGUCUAUCCAGACGCCCUUCCCCAAGCCCACCUUCACCGUUACCCCGCCCCCCGGGAAACUAGGCACCUAUCCCACGUUCCCGCCGGCCCCGGUCCUCUCCACCACCGGCGCCCCGCCGGGCAAUCCGCUGGACAUCUUCCGGGAGAACGCGGCGUUGAUUGCCGGGAUCGCGGUGGGCGUGGUCAUCCUGGUGGCGUUGAUUGUGUUCCUGGCGGUGCGCUAUCGCAAGAACGGCCGGCCGGCGACUACGGCCGCGGCGGCGGACGGCGCCAAGACCUACCAGACUUUCAGUAAGCGAGAGCCCAGUCCGGCCGGGACGAUGCAGCGUAACGGGCAUGCGCGCGGGCCGGUGCAGGCCGGCGGGAAUGGCACGAUGGGGCGGAACAAGGAUAAAGAGUAUUAUGUCUGAGUGCGGGUGUUCUGUUGCCGAUUGCUGGUUGGACGCAGAUCGCACGAUGCAUUUACUUUGUGCACAUCCAUGACAGCAACAUGCAACGGUCGACAAAUUUUUCUGAUCAUAUGAGUACAUUAUGUUACCAAAACUUUUAUGCGCUUGGCUGCUGCUAGAAAAAUAUAUAUAAAAGACAACAAAGUUUUUGACGUGCAAAGAGGUCUGAUUUUGUUUUUCAUGACCAACAAAUUGUUUUUGAUAAAG
Messenger RNA from Paramacrobiotus metropolitanus, 5230 nucleotides. RefSeq names its product neurexin-1-like. Bases 209 to 4984 code for a protein of 1591 amino acids. The transcript has 16 exons. The record is from RefSeq and is a predicted model, not a curated record. Lineage: Eukaryota; Metazoa; Tardigrada; Eutardigrada; Parachela; Macrobiotidae.